Molecule: messenger RNA, 4717 nt
Organism: Meriones unguiculatus (Mongolian gerbil)
Lineage: Eukaryota; Metazoa; Chordata; Mammalia; Rodentia; Muridae
Gene: Tns2
Product: tensin 2
Exons: 29
Coding region: 133-4341 (1402 amino acids)
Biological process (GO): peptidyl-tyrosine dephosphorylation
Molecular function (GO): protein tyrosine phosphatase activity; protein binding
Source: RefSeq, a predicted model, not a curated record
CCUCCACACACCAGCCAGACAGCCUCCCCUCCACCCAAGGGAAGCGCUGCCUCAGCCAGGCUGCUUCCAGGAAGCCCCAGGCCAGGCCCCAGCAUUGUUCAGGCCCUGCAGCCAAGAGCCCAGCCAGACACCAUGAAGUCCAGCGGCCUUGUGGAAAGGUUGCUCAGAAACCUGGGGUGGAGGGACAGCAGCCAGGCCACCAGCAGGCCUAGGAGAGCAGAGCCGCACAGCUUCCGGGAGAAGGUCUUCAGGAAGAAAGCCCCAGUGUGUGCAGUGUGUAAGGUGGCCAUUGAUGGGACUGGCGUCUCGUGCCGAGUCUGCAAGGUGGCCACACACAGAAAAUGUGAGGCAAAGGUAACAGCCUCCUGUCAGGCCCUGCCCCCCGCGGAGCUGCGGAGAAACACCGCCCCAGUCCGGCGCAUAGAACACCUGGGGUCCACAAAGUCUCUGAACCACGCAAAGCAGCGCAGCACUCUCCCCAGCUUUGCGGCCUCUCCCAGGAGCUUCAGCCUGGAUCCGCUCAUGGAGCGUCGCUGGGACUUGGACCUCACCUACGUGACCGAGCGGAUCCUGGCCGCAGCUUUUCCUGCGCGGCCAGACGAGCAGCGACACCGGGGCCACCUGCGUGAGCUGGCCCACGUGCUGCAAUCCAAACACCGGGACAAAUACUUGCUCUUCAACCUGUCAGAGAAACGACAUGACCUUACCCGCCUGAACCCCAAGGUGCAGGACUUUGGCUGGCCGGAGCUGCACGCCCCGCCCCUGGACAAGCUGUGCUCCAUCUGCAAAGCCAUGGAGACGUGGCUCAGCGCUGACCCUCAGCAUGUGGCCGUGCUGUACUGCAAGGGGAGCAAGGGCAAGCUUGGGGUCAUCGUGUCUGCCUACAUGCACUACAGCAAGAUCUCGGCGGGGGCGGACCAGGCGCUGGCGACUCUCACCAUGAGGAAAUUCUGUGAGGACAAGGUGGCCACGGAGCUGCAGCCCUCCCAGCGCCGCUACGUCAGCUAUUUCAGCGGGCUGCUGUCCGGCUCCAUCAGAAUGAACAGCAGCCCGCUCUUCCUGCACUGUGUCUCUGUGCCCGUGCUGCCAGCCUUUGAGCCCAACACGGGAUUCCAGCCCUUCCUCAAAAUCUACCAGUCUAUGCAGCUGGUCUACACCUCUGGAGUCUAUCGUAUUGCAGGCCCCGGACCCCAGCAGCUCUGCAUCAGCCUGGAGCCAGCCCUGCUCCUCAAAGGGGAUGUGAUGGUAACCUGCUAUCACAGAGGCGGCCAGGGGACAGACCGGACUCUCGUGUUCCGAGUUCAGUUCCACACAUGCACCAUCCACGGACCACGGCUGACCUUCCCCAAGGACCAGCUGGACGAAGCCUGGGCUGAUGAGCGGGUCCCCUUCCAAGCCUCCGUGGAGUUUGUCUUCUCCUCCAGCCCCGAGAAGGGCAAAGGCAGCACCCCGCGCAACGACCCCUCAGUGUCGGUGGAUUACAACACGGCAGAGCCCGCUGUGCGCUGGGAUUCCUACGAGAACUUCAACCAGCACCCGGAGGACGGCGUGGACGGCUCCUUGGCGCACACCAGGGGCCCCCUGGACGGCAGUCCUUACGCGCAGGUGCAGCGGGCCCCCCGGCAGACCCCUCCCGCGCCCUCUCCGGAGCCUCCCGCGCCCCCGAUGCUCUCGGUCAGCAGCGACUCGGGCCAUUCGUCCACGCUCACCGCGGAGCCCACGGCGGAGUCCCCCGGCCGGCCUCCACCCACGGCGGCCGAGCGGCAGGAGCUGGAGCGCCUGCUGGGCGGCUGCGGCGCGGCCGGCGGGGCACGCGGAGCUGGGCGGGAGACGGCCAUCCUGGACGACGAGGAGCCCGCGGCGGGCGCGGGCCUGCACCCCGGGCUGUACCCGGGCCACCGGCCGGGCCUCGGCCGCCACUGCUCCUGCCGCCAGGGCUACCGGGAGCCCUGCGGGGUCGCCAACGGGGGCUACUGCCGGCCCGAGGGCACCCUGGAGAGGCGGCGCGUGCCCCACGGCUACGAGGCGUCCCCGCAGGGCUACGCGGAAGCCGCCGCGGAGAAGAGGCGCCUCUGCAGGUCGCUGUCCGAGGGGCCCUACCCCUACGCGGCCGAGCUGGGGAAGCCCGGCGGAGACUUCGGCUACCGCCCGGCGGCCUACCGCGAGGUGGUGAUCCUGGAGGAGCCGGGCAUGCCCGCUGUGUGCUCGUGCCCGGCCUGCGAGGAGAAGCUGGCACUGCCCACGGCAGCCCUGUACGGACUGCGGCUAGAGCGGGAGGCUGGAGAGGGCUGGGCCGGCGAGGCGGGCAAGCCUCUGGUGCACCACCCCGUGAGGCCUGCACACCCGCUGCCUCUGCUGGUGCCUGCCUGUGGGCAUCACCACGCUCCGGUGCCCGACUACAGCUGCCUGAAGCCGCCCAAGGUGGGCGAGGACGGGCACGAGGGCUGCGCCUAUGCCGUGUGCCCCGAAGGCAGGUACGGGCUCCCAGGGUACCCAGCCCUGGUCAGCUAUGGUUGUGGAGGUGCAGUUCCCAGCUACUGCCCAGCGUACGGCCGGGCACCUCACAGCUGUGGACCCCCGAGUGACGGCAGAGGGUACUCCAGCCCUGGCGCCCACUCACCGCGGGCUGGCUCAGUGUCCCCGGGAAGUCCACCCUACCUGCAACCCAGGAAGCUGGGUUAUGAGGUUCCUGUGGAGGAUGGAAGACACGAGUACCCCCUGCCUGGGCACCUGACCUCCGCAGGACCCUCGGCAUCUACAGAGUCUCCUGAGCCAUCCUGGAGGGACGGCUCCAGCGGACACGGCACACUGCCUCGGUCUCCCCGAGAUGUCCCGUGCAGUGCCCCUUCAGAGCUGUCUGGCCCCUCCACACCUCUGCACACCAGCAGCCCGGUGCAGGGCAAGGAGAGCACCCGGCGGCAAGAUACCAGGUCUCCCUCCUUGGCAUCUGCCCAGAGACUGAGUCCUGGCGAGGCCUUGCCCCCUGUUGUCCAGGGAGGCACCGAAAAGGCUCCUGAACUGCUGGCUACCAAGAGGCCUGAGCCGCUGGACCCUAGCCCCUUCUCCCAGACCUCCCCACCCAGCUCACCUAAUGGCUGGCCUCAGGAAAGGAGCCCAUUGGGCCACCCCAACAGUGCCAGUCCUCGGGGUCCUGUGCCAUCCACCCUGCCUGGACUCCGCCAUGCCCCAUGGCAGGGCCCUCGGGCCCCGCCAGACAGCCCAGAUGGCUCCCCUCUUACUCCCGUGCCUACUCAGAUGCCCUGGCUUGUGGCCAGCCCAGAACCACCCCAGAGCUCACCCACCCCCGCCUUCCCCCUGGCUGCCUCCUAUGAUGCCAACGGUCCCACUCAGCCUCCACUUCCGGAAAAGCGGCACGGGCCAGGGUCUGGGCAGCAGCCAUCACCACCAGCCAGAAGCACCAACCAUGUCACCUUUGCACCUCCUCUCCCCGAUGUCACCCAGCCCCCAGAGCACUCUUCACAAGAGAACCAAAGCAACGUCAAGUUUGUCCAGGACACAUCCAAGUUCUGGUACAAGCCACACCUUUCCCGUGACCAAGCCAUAGCCCUCCUGAAAGACAAGGAGCCCGGGGCCUUCCUGAUCAGAGACAGUCACUCGUUCCAGGGGGCCUACGGGCUAGCCCUCAAGGUGGCUGCACCCCCACCCAGUGCCCAGCCUUGGAAAGGGGACCCCUCAGAACAGCUGGUCCGCCAUUUCCUCAUCGAGACUGGGCCCAAAGGCGUGAAGAUCAAGGGUUGUCCCACAGAGCCCUAUUUUGGCAGCCUGUCUGCCCUGGUCUCUCAGCACUCCAUCUCCCCCAUCUCCCUGCCCUGCUGCUUGCGGAUUCCAAGUAAAGACCCCCUGGAAGAAACCCUGGAGGCCCCAGCGCCCACCAACAUGAGCACAGCAGCAGAUCUCCUGCGCCAGGGAGCAGCCUGCAGUGUGCUCUACCUGACCUCUGUGGAGACAGAGUCGCUGACCGGCCCGCAGGCUGUGGCCAGGGCCAGCUCUGCAGCUCUGAGCUGCAGCCCCAACCCAGUUCCAGCCAUUGUCCACUUCAAGGUCUCAGCCCAAGGCAUCACACUGACCGACAACCAGAGAAAGCUCUUCUUCCGACGCCAUUACCCAGUGGGCAGCAUCACCUUCUCCAGCACGGACCCCCAGGACCGCAGAUGGACCAACCCUGACGGAACCACCUCCAAGAUCUUUGGUUUCGUGGCCAAGAAGCCGGGAAGUCCCUGGGAAAAUGUGUGCCACCUCUUUGCGGAGCUUGACCCAGACCAGCCAGCGAGCGCCAUUGUCACCUUCAUCACCAAAGUCCUGCUGGGCCACAGAAAAUGAAGCAACGCCACCAGCCCCACAUCCACAUCAACACCACACCCUCCCAGCACCCACAGCCCUGCCCUGGCCCUGGCGCCCACCCUGAGAGGGAGUGGGACCAGCCUGGCCACUGCUCUUUCCUGCCCUUGCCUGCUAAGCUGAGGGAGUGGGCCCGUGAGAUGACCUGGCAUGUGAGCAGAUGGCAGAGACAGGUGUGAGGAGGAAUCCGGAGUAGAGCCCGGGAGGGGAACGACCCUGCCAGCUGCAGCUCCCAUCAUGGAGGGAGAAGGAAGAGGCUUGGGAGCUUCCUGUCUCCCUCGAAACAGAGACCAAAGUGGGGUCAUGUACACAGAGGGAAAAGAGAGUCUAUUUUUGUGUAAUAAAGAAUUUCUAUAAA